AUGAAGAGUGACAGCGAAUGAUGGCGAACACAUUCCCUGUGUAAAUGCGACGGAGAGAAAAGGAGGAGGUUCGCACCGGCAAAAAUGGCGUCCGUGGCCUCUUCGAAGCAGAUGAACCAUCACCCCAUCUUCUCCAAAACCAUGGAAUUGAGGUGGGCGAAGAGACCCAACACCCGCAAUCCGCACAAACUGCAGCUGCCGCCAUCAACAGGCCCGUCGUCGGUCCCGAUUUACAUCUCCACGAGGCCCGGCCACGUCGACCCCAGCGCCCUCAGAGACCUCUACGCCGCCUGCAACCUCUCGUGCCACCGGUUCCCCAACUUGGGUCCCGACCGGCAAGGCCGAGAGGACGACGUCGUCGGGCUCCGCAAGCUUCGCGUCGCGCUUGCUCACAGCUCCGUUGUCGUGUCCGUCUUUUGCAGGGACGAGGACUUGACGUCGGACGUGGAGCAGAGCGCUGUGGUGGGGAUUGGAGGUUUGGUGAAUAAGAUGUUGCCGAGAGUCCAUCCCUCGGAUGGCCGGUUGGUGGGAUUUGGCCGGGCUGUUUCGGAUUUGGGGUUGACUGCGUCCAUCUACGACCUCAUGGUUAUUCCUUCGCUUCGAGGAAUGGGAAUUGGCCAGAUGAUUGUCAAAAGAAUUGUAAGGAUCCUCACAAGUAGAGACAUAUAUGACAUAGCAGCUCUUUGUUCAGAAAACGAGAGGCCACUUUUUGAAGCAUGUGGAUUUGGAGAUGACAUUUUGGGCUCCACGACAAUGAUGUAUACGAGAACUGUAUCCGAUGGCCAUGGAGUGGUCAAGCGCGCUGGUCAUAACCUUUUGCUGGUCCCAACACCUAAAGAUCGCACUGCUUCCUGAACAUCUACCAACUCAUUGAACUAACAAACUCACCGCUGCUGGCGACUUUUGGAGUUUUUUGUCAACUCUUUUAAAGCAGAAGUGAGAUUCUAUUGCCUAAGUCAUAAUGGAUGUUUGUUUCAGUUAAGCUGUUGCGCAGUGAAGGAGUUGCAUGUACAUAGUUGAAUUCUAGAUGCAGAGAUUGUGUAAAAACCGAUGCAUCCGGGCUAUGGUCCUUUUGUUCUGUUUAUAAAAUCAACUCAAGUUAAUAGGGACAAUGUAUUUAUUACAUUUCCUUUUUUAAGGAUGCUUUUAGUAUUGUUUUUCUGGCUGAUCAAAA
Messenger RNA from Rhodamnia argentea, 1174 nucleotides. RefSeq lists its product as uncharacterized. Gene Ontology annotation, biological process: UDP-N-acetylglucosamine biosynthetic process. Gene Ontology annotation, cellular component: endoplasmic reticulum; Golgi apparatus; endoplasmic reticulum-Golgi intermediate compartment. The record is from RefSeq and is a predicted model, not a curated record. Gene Ontology annotation, molecular function: glucosamine 6-phosphate N-acetyltransferase activity; monosaccharide binding. Bases 85 to 855 code for a protein of 256 amino acids. The transcript has 4 exons. NCBI's taxonomy places the organism in Eukaryota, Viridiplantae, Streptophyta, Magnoliopsida, Myrtales, Myrtaceae.